CGCAUCUGGACUGGACCACUCACGUUAUGAGCCGGUAACAACCAAGCCACUUCUGUCGGAUAUGAAGCAACAAACUACAACCACAGACCCGAGUUUACAGGUUCCUGUUUCGUCUUGACGAACCUCGGCUGACUUGACGCAGCUUGUGAAGCCGUGGCCGCACCGCAGAGAAGUUGAGCAUCCUGCAGAUCUUUAUGUUGAGAAGACCUUGCAAAGGAUCAUAUAUUCAGCUGAGUCAACUGAGCAUCGGAGUGUGUAGCAGCAAGACUGGCUGAGUUCUUCAUGAUGGCAUUCUUUAGGUCGGCAUGGCAGAGGACUUCCUCCACAGCACAUGAUAUAUCACAGCUGCAUUCUUUGAUGCCGCCGUUCUACAUUUGAUGACAACAUUCUGCAGUUAAGCAAUAUAGUAUCAGCAAAACAAGUGAAAAAUAUGAAGCCUGACAGUCAACAAAAGUGGAUAUAAUUUGAUAGGUUUCACUCACAUUAAAGUCAUUAGUCAGUUAAUGAUUUGGCUGGAACUCCGUAGCCUGGCUCAGGCAGACAUAUCCCACUUGUCUACCUGAGGCUUUCCUCCCAUUUUAUGGAGGCCUUGCAUAGUCGCCUGUCGACUGGGGAGCAGUCCGGAGGUCAAGAGCUUUGUCAACUAGAGUCUCCUCAUAGAGGCCCACGUAAGUCUCCCUCCAAGCCCCGUCAGCAACAGCAAACUGGCUCCCCGAAGCCCCAUGGCACACAAAAGCAGGCCAAACAGUCCAGAAGACCGCAUCCUGAGCGUAAACGUCUCAGGCACCAGCGGCAGAGCAUUGACUCGAAUACAUCGCCGGAACACAAACAUGAGACAACAAAACCAACUACAGCUUCUAGUUUAUCCCCGGGAGUCCUACCUUCCUCCGUAGGUGGCACCACCCAGUCUAAACCAGAAACGCAGGAGGGAACCCCAAAACAGAAACGCGAGCGUAAGCCGCAGAGACCAGGCAAAUAUGUCUGCACUUACUGUGGUCGUGCAUGUGCAAAGCCUAGUGUCCUACAGAAACAUAUUCGCUCCCACACAGGUGAAAGACCCUAUCCCUGUGCCCCAUGUGGCUUCUCUUUUAAGACCAAGAGUAACCUGUACAAACAUCGCAAAUCACAUACACACAGGGUGAAGGCAGGUCUGGUACUUGGGGAGCCGAAAUCUUUAGAGGAGCAAGUCACUGAGUCAGAAGAUGAAAGUAGACAGCGAUCAGCAUCUUCCCAUACAGAAAGACAAGGCAGUGAAGCCUCAAUCAAAAGUCAUGAAACAGACAGGGCCAAAGAUUGCACUGGAGGAAACGAUGACUCCUACGCAGUGAAAAAGAGACUGGCUCUGCGUCUGAGUAGAGGAAAACAUGGUCCUCGAGAUUUAUCUGAUGAAAAGACCUCAUCUCUAAUUUUAGGGAGUAAAGGCAGCACAGAAUCUGGCUAUUUCUCUCGUUCUGAGAGCACUGAGCAAUCACAGGACAGCCCCCCAAAUACAAGUGCCAAAAGCUAUGCUGAGAUCAUCCUGGGAAAGUAUGGACGUCUCGGACACCUGCAGAGGAUGUCUCGGCAUCAUAACCAGCAGCCCUCUGGUCCAGAGGACAAAAGCAUCCCGUUUACAGUCCCCAAGAAGCAGGUCAUUGACCAUAUCACCAAACUCAUAACUAUCAACGAGGCGGUGGUGGACACCAGUAAAAUCGACAGUGUUAAACCAAGGAGAUUCUCACUCUCCAGAAAGAAUAGUUCAGAAUCUCAAAAAAGUUCAUCUGUGAAAGAGCCGCUUAUUCAUAGCCCUAAAGCUGGAGAUCUGGGCUAUAAAAACAGUGGCUCUAUCACCAUGGGAGUUCCAUGUGAAAAAUUUCAUCAUCCAUCGCUAAACGUGGAGCAGCCAGCUGGCCAAACAUCCACGGCCCCUCUGGUGAGAAGUCACUCAAUGCCAUCUGCAGCUAGUUCAUUUGACGCCUCCGGCGUUGGCCCCAGUAAAUUCCGUCUAAGUCAGUCCUUUGAUGAACGACAGCCUUCCGAAACGCAGGCAUCCCGUCGUUAUGGGAUGCUACGACGUCAGCCAGCUAUUGAAAUCCCACUUGGUGCCGAACUUACAAAAGAGGAACAUGAGGUUUCUCAUUCAUUUUACCUUGACAGCGUAACCACUGUGCCUGACCACAAGCAAAGUCAACCUCAGCCAUAUGAGUGUGAGGCCUGUGGCACUGGAUGCAAAGAUUGGGAAGGUUAUAAGAAACACAAGCAAAGCUUGUGCUUAGCACAUCAUCCCAGAAAUGAGGUGGUAAUUAGUCAAAUGGAGUGCUCACAGUUAAUUAACCAUGCAGUCAGAGCAGGAGCUUCAGCAGUGCGCAAGAGAAGGAAAGAGGAGAGUUUUGAAUUUGAUGACCCGUCUUCUCCUUCAUUACCCUCUGACCUUUUGUCAGGACAGUGUAAAGAUGAAAACAAUGCAGCUUAUGAGGGCCCCAGGAGACCUACACUGCAAACCUGUUCAGUAAUUCAACAUACUAGUUCAUUUGAAAAACAAGAAUCUUUGUGCAGUGAGAAUCAAAGCACUGAGGCAACAAGAAACUCUCCACCUGAUGAAGAAUAUCAACUGGUGCCUCAGAAACAACCCCAGCAACAGUCGACAAAACUAACAACCCGAAAGCUGGUCCGCCAACACAGUGUGCUUGUUCCAGAAAUACUGGUCACAGAGGAUUCCAACAUGAGCACCUCGAUAGAGCCAGCCUCCACAGCAAAACAUUCAGAGAAACCUGAUGAAUUUCAGUGGCCACAGAGAAGCCCCUCUCUGGCCCAGCUCCCUAUUGAAAAGCUUCCUCCAAAGAAGAAGCGCUUACGUCUAGCUGAGGUUGCCCAGUCCUCCGGAGAAUCUAGUUAUGACUCCAUCUCCCUUCCCCGCAGCCCUAGUCAGGACAGUUGUGCAUCUUAUGCAUCCAGUCGUUCCACAUCCUUUGAAGAGUCAAAUAGGCCAGACAUGGAAAUAGCAACAUCAACACCACUGAGAAGAUCAAGAGCUCCUCACAUGUUGACUGUGCCUGGGGUGCAUCAGCACAGAGAGAUGAGGCGCUCAGCAUCUGAGCAGGCGCCUCAUGACCCACAACCAAGUGUCCUAAUGGCUGAGACCCGCAGCAAGUCUUUUGACUACAGUUGUUUGUCCCCUGAGCGCUCUGCAGUUGGCUGGAGGGAAAGAAGAAAAUGUCUCCUCAUGAGACACACUGCUAUCAGAGAUCCAGAUGAGGAGGAGGAGGAGCAAUGUGCCAUAGCGGGCCGUAGUCCUGAACAUGUCAGCACAUCUUCUCAUGCAAACCCAACUGCUGUGUACUGCAGUAAGUCCCCUACUCCUCCUUUAUCAGGUGACACAGUCUUGCAUAAUCCAGUGAAAUUACAAUGCAAAGAGAUCUUCUCUCAGUGGAAACUCAGUCAAAACAUUCAGUUAACAGGCAGCACAGAACCCUCCCUUACUCACUGCCCAUCUGCAGAUCCUGUAAAAGAAGAGGUCUCACACAUCCACACAGGGCAGCCCCCUCCUCAAGCACCACAGCCCUAUACUCCACAUGGACCAUCAGGGGCCGCCAGAGCUCGCUACCUCCCCAUGUCUACAGGGCUAAAGCUAGAGAUUCCCUUACUACAUAAUGAUUAUUCAGAGGUUCGAGUGAGUCAGUCCCAGAUCAAGCACUCUGUCCCUCACAUCACUACUAGUCUGGAAUUACUAACCCCAGUCACAUCUCCGGCAGUAGCAGUGCGUCUCCAAACAGACACCCUGACCCUAGCAUGUGCCAUAUACACCACAUUAUCUCAGUCCACCUCCCAGGGGCUCCAGGAGAAGGUUGAUGCUGUUUCACACAAUGUAGGUAUUCCAACAGCUCAAAACAGAAAGGAUUGGAACACAAAUCCAGACCUUCAGUUGUGGUCUGACAAUGGCCUGAGGAUAUCAGGCUCUGGGGGCAACAAGCGCAUGCUUUCCCCUUCAAACAGCAUAGAGAUCCCCCCUGAGUCACAGCAGCAACAGAAACGAGUCAAAGAAGAAGAGGAGAGGGAGGUGGCAUUUGUGGACAAGGCAUUGGUGGACACCUGCAAUCAGGAAAUCAAAGGGGAGAAUCAGUCAUGUCUACCCAGUGUUUGUUCUUCCAACACACAUGUUGAACCGUCGUUCCCCAGUCUGCUGUCCAGCACCUGUAAUAGCUGGUGCUAUUUGAACUACAUUAAACCAAACCCUUCUACUCUGGAUGAACAGAGGCCCUCAGUGUAUUCAUCUUGGUCCACUAGCGGCUAUGACCCCAACCCACCUGGCCUUUCCAGCAAGACAGCUCUCUCUCUGCUGCACUGUAAGCAGAGGCUCAGUCCCUCCAUCUACACCAUAUCCCCCAUGUCAGACAGGACGGCUGAGUCAAUGGAGCACGAGGACAACAAAAGACCAUACUCCACGGAGGUCUACAACAGCGAGUCGUACUGUAGAGACCUUGAGAGAAGAGGGAAGGGACAGCAGUCAGCAGAUGACAACUUGCCAAACAGAAAAGAUGAGAGGAAGGAAGAGAAGGAGGAGGAGGAGGAGGAGGAGGAGGAGGAAGUACAGUCAUGCUCCAGAAAUAAACAACCUCCCGAAGUUUGGACCUCUGAGAGAGGAUCAAAUGAGAAGUAUGCUAUCAUUCAUGGUGGAGGUGGAAGGAAGUGUCAAAGUGAGGACUGUGGAUUCCUCCUUAAAAAUACCAGUGUGCUGCAAAAGUGCACCCAUCGCAUCACAGAAUCCCCGCCAUACAACUGCGUUUCACUCAAAGCCAAAGGAAACCUCACUGACCACCUGAGAUCUGAGGCAGAAGGUGUCUGUGAAGAUAAACAAAUAGAUCAUCAGUACUCUGAUCAGGGGAAAAGACAUGAUGAGGAAGUCAAUGCUAAGGAAGAGGACGACAGACGUGAUGAAGACAGCAGGUCCGAGGCUCCUGAAAGCUCUCACGCCGCCUCCUCUGAUAGCGAGAAACCUCAUCCAGGAGGCCAGCCGAUGGAGCCCGAACCCAGCCGGUCCGUCCCGCUUCCCUCUAAGGAGUCUACCCAGAAGAGCAAUGCCAGCGCCAGGAGGGCCCUGUUCGCUCGCAGACGCCUUGACGCUUCAGCAUCGGCGUCUUCAGGAGGCUCCCUUUCUCCAAGUUCUCGACCCCUGAUUCCACGGAGGGAACCGUCACCCACGCCUCGCCAGUCCCCUGCUCCCCCUUCCUCCCUCUCACCAUCCAGUUGUCAUGUCUCCACCUCCGCUCUGAGACCAGGCUCCCCCGUUAGAGGUCUUUCUCCUGCAGUAGUUCAGUCCCAUGGAACCGAGUCCUCGGGGCCUCCAGGCUCCCUGGCAGACACCUCUGCUCAGUCUCAAGCCUGUAUUUACCCGAGACACCUACCAGCUACAGCAAGACUGUCUGUGGGUGAGGUUGGCCUGACCCAUAUCGCCCCACAUCCCACGCGGCCUCGGGGAGCUCACAACCUCCUGAGUCACCUCCCUCUGCACUCCCAGCAGCCAGGCAGAGCCCCAGGCCACCUGAUUCCCAUCGGGGGGAUACACAUGAUUCAGCCCAGGUCCCUCCUCCCUCUGUACAGCCUGGUGAGCAGCCCCACAGCGGCCACUGCUAACCCCGCAGGGUCAGGCACAACAUGGAGACUAAGUGACGCUCCAAGGGGGAGGUUUUCUCUGCUGCAGCGCCAGGAUACUCUCAAAGAGACGUCGCCCAGCAGCCGAGCCAGCCCACCGGGCCCCGAGGCGUUAGGGGGAACGCCCGGGAGCAGCCGAUCAGACGCCCUAUUGCACAGAAAGAGUCAAGGAUGCUAUGGCGUCCUACAACCAUCGAGUCCUGGGACAGAGACGAGGCGUCUGGAGGUAAACACAAACGCACAUGUUACAGAGAGGUGUGUUUACCCCGAGACCACCCAAGGCCAAAAAAAGGCUCCUUCCUCCCAGACACAACUCUGAUAGGAGGAACAAUCUGAAGGGACAGUGCAAAAGACUGAAAGUCUGAAAACCAGUCUGUUGUAAAAACACAGCACUGCUUCUGAAUGACGCUAUUAUGUAAUUAUCUGAAUAAUAUAUAUAGACACUAUGUUAAAUAUGCAGUAUGUUUUGUAAAUCUUUUUUUACCCUCUUGUUUGAUGUCAUCGGUGUUAAUUUAUUUAUGUGCUAUUAUGCAAAUUCUGUACUAUAUGCAAAAGCAGCUGGAAUGAAAAUAGACAAAGUUUUAAUCCGUUUCCUUAUGAACCCCUUUGACAGCUCUGAUAUACUAUUGCUGUGUUAAUGUACUGUAUUACCAAAAUGGAUAUAGAAAGGUACUACAAAUAUUUAUUCACCCGACCAGUAUUUUGAAGUGCAAUUUAAUGUCAAGAUUGUGGUUUGAAAUGUCAUUCUUAAAGGCUGUGAUUAUUAUUUGUCAGUUUUGUUGUUGUUGUUGCUGUUGUCUUGUUCAAAGAAGCAGGGUUACGAUCACCUCCUUUUCUAAUGUCUUUAGGGAAAGAAGUUUCAGAUCAAGACAUUUGGAGUGCACUGACAAAUAAUUUGAUAUCCAGAGGAAACCUGUUUCACGAACAUGGUAGCUACGGUACCGUUUUUUUCAUAAACAGAUACAUGUAUUUUUGUGUUGUUGCUUUUAUAAAUGAUACAAUCACUCUGUCAUUUUCAUGUUUGCCAUUAAACUUCUCAUUUUUACAG
Micropterus dolomieu (smallmouth bass) is the source of this 6676-nucleotide messenger RNA. RefSeq names its product HIVEP zinc finger 3a (gene hivep3a). The record is from RefSeq and is a predicted model, not a curated record. Gene Ontology annotation, cellular component: nucleus. Gene Ontology annotation, biological process: regulation of transcription by RNA polymerase II. Bases 581 to 5947 code for a protein of 1788 amino acids. Gene Ontology annotation, molecular function: RNA polymerase II cis-regulatory region sequence-specific DNA binding; DNA-binding transcription factor activity, RNA polymerase II-specific. The transcript has 8 exons. Lineage: Eukaryota; Metazoa; Chordata; Actinopteri; Centrarchiformes; Centrarchidae.